AAAUUGCCGUCUUCUUUCUCCCCCCAAUUUUACAAGCAGCCAUUAAUUUUUGCUUUUCCAAACAUACCCCCAACUGAGAAACAAUCCAAAACAGGCAACGGAAAAAGCACACAGUCACACAGUAGUAAGUCAUAACCUUCCAGGCUUCCACCUCCUCACACACACACACACACACACUAACAAACCCUUUCAAAAACCUCCAAGAAAUUCCAAUUUCCCAAAUUCACUUUAAUUCAAUCUCAUUUCAAUCACAUCUGGAUUUCUUCAAUCCUUCAAUCGCAAUUUGGCCCAAGUCAAAACGCAUCCUGGAACAAUUUACUUUACCUAUAAAUAGGCGCACAUAUUUUUUUUCUUUUUCCAGUCUAAUUGAGUCUGCAAUUCAAGAUUAAUGCCAAGUAAGGGAGGGUACGCGGCGGCGGCGCUGCCGCCGCGGCAGGGCGGGGACAGGUUCUACAACCCGCCGGCGGUUCGGCGCCAGCAAAUACUUUUGCAGCAGCAGCAGCCGCAAGUGAUGCAGGGGCAAGUGCUUCAACAACAGCAGCAGCAAGAGCAAGAGCAACAAUUGCCGCAGCAGAAGCGGAAAAUGCAGCGGAUGGGGAGGGCGAAGGUGAAGGCGGAGUCUGCUUCCUCCACGUUGGCGGUGGAGAAGCCGGCCGAUGUAGAUGAUUCAUCAGUGGUGGCUGCAUUGACCGUGCCGCGUUCUGUUAGCCCUGCUUCGUCUUUGAAAGUCACCAACUUAGAUCGUUUGAUGGAAUCUGUUACUCCAUUCAUCGAGGCGCGUUAUUCGUCAGAGGUGUAUGCAAGGGGAUUCAGGACCACGGAGGUGGAUUCACAUACUUUUUUUUACUUGGAAGAUCUAUGGGAAUCUUUUAGUGAAUGGAGUGUGUAUGGAAGAGGAGUACCUCUUUUGUUAUACGGAAGAGACCCUAUCCAACAAUACUAUGUUCCGUUUCUAUCUGGCAUACAGUUGUACAUUGAUCCAUCAAGGGCUUCUACUCGAACUAAUGGAACCACUCAGGAGCACGCCCACUUACGUAGGUUGAUGAGUACUGUUGGCAGCGGCAACUGUGAAAGAGAUAGGGAUGCUAAUUAUGUUUUUGAUUUGAACUUACAACAUCUAAGUAGUAGGUUCUCAGUGGGAGAUGGCGUAAGUUCUAAAGCUGAUACUGCUGAUUCACCUGGCCUACCAUUAUUUCAGUUUUUGGAACACGAACAGCCUUACAAUCGUAGACCGUUAUCUGAUAAGAUAUCAUUACUUGCUUCUCAGUUUCCCGAGCUUAGUAAGAUCAGGAGCUGUGAUCUGCUCCCGACAAGUUGGAUUUGUGUUGCUUGGUAUCCCAUUUAUAGAAUCCCAGUCGGCCCAACACUGCAAGAUUUGGAUGCAUCAUUUUUGACAUUUCAUUCCUUAUCAACACAGUCUAGAAGUAGAACCCCACCACCUCAGUUCCAUCAAGCAAAUACUAGAACUGGUCGUGGCUUUGUUGAUCCAACCGCUAGAAUUUCCUUACCAGUCUUUGCCCUCGCUUCUUACAAACUUAAAGGGUCGAUUGUCAGUCCUUGCGGACCUCAAGAAUGUGAGCAAGAGAACAGUCUUUUGCAAGCUGCAGAGGAUUGGCUUAGAUGUUUGCAGGUUAUGCUGCCUGAUUACCAAUUCUUCCGUGCUCACUCUCAAUGGAGAUGACCGGGGCUCAAAUCUGAGCACCCAUUCUGAUGUGUCAUGUUUUGAAAAAGACGCUCUAGAAUAUACAUCCCCUUCUCCUGACCACCAAAUAUCCAGGUAAAAAAAUGUUGUGCAGUGUUGUUCUAGCUGUUUGGAAGGUUGUUAGUUUUGUAUAAUUACUUGAAAAAAAAAGCCCCCCGAAAAGAACAAAAACUAUGUUCUUGAUAGAAUAGCAUAAAGGAUGCGGCAUUUUGGCCGCGAGUUGGGUCGAUUCACAGAGAUGAUACACAGUUGAAAGUUGUUAACAUGGGAAUGGUGAGAUAUAUGUAAGUUGUACCCUUAGAAUGGAUAUAAAGCUGAAACAUACAUGUGUAGAAUCUGUUGUUUG
Salvia miltiorrhiza (redroot sage) is the source of this 2048-nucleotide messenger RNA. RefSeq lists its product as uncharacterized. NCBI's taxonomy places the organism in Eukaryota, Viridiplantae, Streptophyta, Magnoliopsida, Lamiales, Lamiaceae. Bases 389 to 1681 code for a protein of 430 amino acids. The transcript is spliced from 6 exons. The record is from RefSeq and is a predicted model, not a curated record.